Molecule: messenger RNA, 1628 nt
Organism: Camelus dromedarius (Arabian camel)
Lineage: Eukaryota; Metazoa; Chordata; Mammalia; Artiodactyla; Camelidae
Gene: CRTAM
Product: cytotoxic and regulatory T cell molecule
Exons: 10
Coding region: 91-1272 (393 amino acids)
Biological process (GO): positive regulation of natural killer cell mediated cytotoxicity directed against tumor cell target; detection of tumor cell; cell recognition
Cellular component (GO): plasma membrane
Molecular function (GO): signaling receptor binding
Source: RefSeq, a predicted model, not a curated record
CUGCCUCCCCCUUUCAAAAGAAACCACUCUGCUCUAUUUAUUUCAGAAUCCAGAGGAAGUUGACGAAGGGUGACAGCAGCGCAGCACAACAUGUGGUGGCGAGUCUGCAGCCUGCUGGCUUGGUUCCCCUUACAAGAAGCCUUUCGGACCAACCGCACGGAAACCAUCACCGUGGAGGAAGGCCAGACCCUCACUCUGAAGUGUGUCGCUGCUCACGCGGGGACCACCUCCCUGCAGUGGCUGGCCCCGUCCGGGUUCACCAUUUUUUUCAAUGAGCAUCCUGCUUUAAAAAAUUCCAAAUACCAGCUCCUUCACCACUCCGCCAAUCAGCUCUCCAUCAGCGUCCCUAAUGUAACACUGCAAGACGAAGGCGUGUACAAGUGUUUGCAUUACAGCAACUCCGUGAGAACAAAGGAAGUGAAAGUCAUUGUGUUAGCAACUCCCACCAUGCCAACCCUGGAAGCUUCAGUCAUCAGAACGCAAAAUGGAGAAGAACACGUUGUACUGAAAUGCUCCACCGUGAGAAGUAAGCCCCCUCCACAGAUAACUUGGCGUUUAGGGACCAACGUGGAGCUCUAUGGUGAAACCCACCAUGAAUUUGAAACUGAUGGGAAGAAGUGUAACAGCACCAGCACACUCAGAGUCCGCGCGUACGGCAGAAACUCAACAGCGGACUGCAUUAUCCGACACAAAGGCCUGCAAGGAACAAAACUGGCAGCACCUUUCCGGUUUGAAGAUUUGGUUACUGAUCAAGAGACGGCUUCAGAUGCCCCAGAGAUGAGCUCUCUGUCCUCUCCAGACCCUCAGCAGUCUGCUAGUACCGCUGCAGUAAUGGAAAUUUCUAGUACGUCAGAGAUUGACAAGGAGGAGGAAGAACAAAUCACUCAAGUCUCUCACUUGGCCACUGAAGCGAACCUUCAGUAUGCGGGACUGACCAGGAAGAAGAGCGGCGUCCUGCUCCUGACCCUUGUGUCCUUCCUCAUCUUCAUCCUCUUCAUCAUCGUCCAGCUCUUCAUCAUGAAGCUUCGGAAAGCACACGUGGUAUGGAAAAAAGAAAAUGAAAUUUCAGAACAUACUCUAGAAAGUUACAGAUCGAGGUCAAAUAAUGAAGAAACAUCAUCCCAAGAGAAAAAUGGCCAAACUUCUCACUCCAAGAGCUGCAUGAACUACAUCACACAGUUGUACUCAGAAGCAAAAACAAAGAGGAAGGAAAAGACACAACCUUCAAAAUUAAAAGGAGAGCACACUCAUAUACCAGAGAGCAUCGUGUAGUGCUCCCUGCAACAGAAAAUACGAUUUCAGGGCAGUCUCAUCAUCACCUGAGUGGAGCAGCCUGUGGGGAGGAGCAUAACUACCUUAAAGUGAAAAGCGUACUUUUGAGUGCAAUGCAAGAUGGUGUCCUCCGAUGCUCAUCUGCCCCGGACUCAGAGUGACAAAUGAGGAACCAACCAUGGACAUAAAGCUUUGUAGAUAAAAAAGAAAAAGAAAAAGAAAAGAAAGAAAGAAUCUAUUAUGCCUGACACUACUUCAGAGCAGGAGGAUUCUACUAAGCUUUUGGAUCAGGGUCAGUGUGACCAGCUAGCAUCUUACUGUAAAGGAAACAGGAGAUUUUACAUGCUGGACUCUAA